Molecule: messenger RNA, 2907 nt
Organism: Mytilus trossulus (common blue mussel)
Lineage: Eukaryota; Metazoa; Mollusca; Bivalvia; Mytilida; Mytilidae
Exons: 2
Coding region: 223-2622 (799 amino acids)
Molecular function (GO): protein binding
Source: RefSeq, a predicted model, not a curated record
GAAAGGUUAAUCUUAGUGUGGGAAUUAUAACUGGAUUUGUUAACAUGUGCAGAGGAAAUCAAACACUUACAUGUACACACGGCUUAGAAUGAAAAUCGUGGCGAUCCAAAUCUGGAAGACGAGGCGACCAAAUGCACACCAUUGUUUCACGCUUCUUGGGACAAAGAAAACGGCACAGAAAUAAUAAGAUUACUUCUAGAAUAUGGCGGAGAUAUAAACCGCAUGAAUAAAGUGUAUAAAACUCCUUUGAUGUUUAUAAUCCAAGAUAGUGUAUUACCCUAUCCAGAAAUCUGUGAACUGAUGGAAAGUGUUACACUAUUGGACCAAACUUCUGUAACUGGCGGGAAUAUGCUGCACUGGGUAAUGGACAUACAUCCGGACGAGCAAAGCGAAGGAUUUGACGAAACUAAUCAUUUUUGCAAUGAUUACAUCAGGAGACUGCACCGAAAAAAUAAAACAACAUUUUUGCAACUGUUACAUGGGACUGACGACGAUGGAGAUACCCCGUUACAUGUUGUAGCAUCAUGUGCUUGCUAUGAUUCGAUGUUGUAUUUCAUUGAACAAGGGUCAGAUGUAAACCGAAAAAAUAAUGAUGGCCAGACGCCUUUGCAUUAUCUAGCAGCAAGUGCUGAUUAUAGUGAAUUUUCAAGAUCGUUUGAAUUGCUUUUGCAGAAAGGAGCGCACAUUAACGAAAAGGACGCGACAGGUAAAGCACCACUGCACCAUGCAAUGUAUGAUGACGAUCUGCGUCACUCGGGUGUAAUUGAAACAUUUGUAAGUCAUGGGGCACGAAUUGAUGACGUAGAUAAUUGUGAACGAAACAUGAUUCACAGUGUUGUUCUUAAGAAACCCAGUGAUUUUUCUCAGUCUCUACAUGAUCAGAUUAUUCCAGCUUGUGUUGAAAUUUUAUCGAAAUGUGGAGUCGACAUAAAUGGAGAAGAUAUGUUUUCCCUUACUCCUUUGCAUUUGGCUGUCUUAAUACAAAAUGUUAAAGUCGUUGAUAAAAUACUUUCACUCGGCGGGCAAAUAUCUAAAACAUCAAAGACAGGUGAACACAGUUUGCACAGGUCUUGUUUGAGAUAUAUGAUAGGGCCAUCAAUUAUUGCAAAUUGCAAUAACAAAGAUAUUCUUAAUUCAAGAGACAGCUUUGGUUCAACACCACUGCAUUGGGCCAUAUGGUUUAGAGAACAAACAGUGAUUAAAUGUCUGUUAGAGAAUGGUGCCGAUACAAACAUUUGUGAUUUAAAUGGAUACAGUCCUUUAGAAUUUGCAGAGCUGUUAAGAUAUGACCAUUUAAAAAUGAUUACGACAAGGAGUAUAUCGGAAUCAAGAUAUGUCACAAUGAUAGAUGAUAUUGAAACUGAGUUUCAUGGAACUGAUGUAUUUGAAGAAUGUCCUUGGGUAAGCUUUAUAGAUAAAAUCGAUGGAAAAAUUGAUCUUACAGAAUGGAAGAAGCAUUUAAAAUUACACAAAGAUUCAUUAAGCAAGUUCGUCACUAUAGUUUUAGAUUCGCCUUACAUGGGGAUGUACUAUGAUAUUCCGGAGAACCAAACAAUAGGUAUUGCAAUUGAAACUGUAAUAAAAUGGCUUUCGGCCUAUGUGGAGAGAACUUACCCACUUCUGAAAUGUGAAAUACGCUUAGCUGGAAGUAAGUACGAGGGCACAAAGGUCAAUAUACAAGACGAGUUCGACUAUUUAUUUAGCCUGGUCAACUUCCAGCAACAUUUUAUACCGACUGAAUGCGCUUUAAAUUCAAGUGAAGUAAUAAUGCUCAAGCUUAAACAUGAAUGUGACCGAGAUAUUUUUUCUAAAUUUCUCACAGCUGAUGGAUUCCUUGAUAGUGCAAAGAUUAACUGUGCCCUGUACUCCACAAUAAAUGAAGGCAUUAUAAAGCUUUUCAAAGAGAAUUCGAAUACUGCUAUAAGAAGUCUUUAUAUUGAGGGCAUGUUAAACAGUGCUCAAGGGACUUUAUCGUGCCUUACUUUCCACUAUGUGGGUCCAACAGUAAAACUAGCUUCUAUAAGCGUUGAUAUAGUACCAGAAAUUAUUAUUAAGAAUUGGACACCAAAGGACAUACGGACAGAUUCUGUGCUUCUUAAUAAACUGAAAAAAGAAAGUUCCGUGUCAGUGGUAAUGAAAACCCCCGACCAAAAUUUUGUACCAAAUCACGAAAAAUAUUUCAGGAUAUCAUUUGGGGAUUGGGAGCAAGUGAUAAUUCGGAACUGUCCGCGUGCUGUAACGAAAGGUUACAUUUUGCUGAAAGCAUUGCUUUCGUCGAACUAUUUUCCAAAAAUUGUUGAUUCUGAAAAUGAAGAGAAUUUUGAUGUAAUAACAACGUACAAACUGAAAACAUGUUUUUUGCACGAACUAGAAAAGGCAGAACUUUCUAACGAUGAGACAUUAUCCAAUCAAAAUAUCGAGAAAGAGGUGUCUUUAGACUGGGCAAACAAAAUAAUAUCUAAUCUAGAAAAAUGUAUUUAUGAUUCUGAAUUACUAUCAUUUUUCUAUCCACGACGAAAUUUGUUGCUGAUUGAAGGAAGUGAAGUGAUGUAUUUAGACCACGAAUACAAAAUUCUUCUUGAUUGUCUGAAAGAACUUUUAAAAACAGGAUCAGACUUAUGACGAUAUGCAUGUAUAUUAGUAUUAACCGUAAACAAUGCCUAGAUUUAAAUUGAUCAAAUUAAUUAUAAAAAAAAUGACCGGGUAUUUUGUCUUGAGGAUAUUUUUGUAUUGUUAUAAUUGAUAAGUAAGGGAACUUAUAAAACGUGCAGUGCAUAAACAUACAUUUAGAUAGACAUAUUGUAUAUUUUUUUACUAGCUCCUUUCAUUUUGAUAACGUGCUUUAGCUUUAUGUUUUUUUGUGCUUCUUUGUUACAUAUUUGUUUGUUUUUAUAGUGAUUAAGAUUU